Frieseomelitta varia is the source of this 2998-nucleotide messenger RNA. It is a transcript of the gene Src64B, whose product is annotated as tyrosine-protein kinase Src64B. The record is from RefSeq and is a predicted model, not a curated record. The transcript has 8 exons. Gene Ontology annotation, cellular component: extrinsic component of cytoplasmic side of plasma membrane. Bases 505 to 2130 code for a protein of 541 amino acids. Lineage: Eukaryota; Metazoa; Arthropoda; Insecta; Hymenoptera; Apidae. Gene Ontology annotation, biological process: innate immune response; cell differentiation; cell surface receptor protein tyrosine kinase signaling pathway. Gene Ontology annotation, molecular function: non-membrane spanning protein tyrosine kinase activity; signaling receptor binding; ATP binding.
GGGGAGGAAGUCGGUAGUGUUGCGCCGGCUGCGCAAGAGCAGCCUGCAAGGCAGAUUUUCUAAUAAUGAACAACCCGUGGUAACUGUCAGUCUGCUCGUGGUGCAUUCGUUGACUCUUAGUUGCGCACAGUGUGUUCCGGCGUGUGUUAAAAUGUGUUGUACGUUUUACUGAAUAUUCCAUUGUACGCGGAUUACUCGAAGAACGACAAAACUCCUGCUGUAACACAGAGAUGUCCAAUGGCUAAGAGAAGACGCGUCUCGUAAAAGCUACACUCAGACUCAGGCUUGAAAUUGAGGUGCGCGGAUUCGAUAAACACGCGAUGGAGAGAAAGUGACGCUGAAAGCGGCAAAAGGGGAAGCGGAACGGCCGCGCGAUACAAGCUCCCGAUACGAGUUCACGACGGAGAUGGAGAAUUUCCUCGGGGCACGUGUCAGCAUCGAAGGCUGAGUAGAGUCAGGAUCUGAAAAGGGGAAAACGAGGAUCCGAGCACGUGGUGAUCCAAGAUGGGCAAGUGUUGCAGCAAGCGGCAAGAGCCUCAACCCCUUGGUUACAAGAAAGCAGAUACAGGACUGAGCUCGAAACACAGUAAUGGAGGCUCCUUGGACCGGUACACAGCUGACCCGAAUCAGAGGGGUGUACAAACGAGGGCAGAUAUCAUACGACCGAGGCCGACACCUUGUAAGCUCCAAAUUCCUCACCAGCCCCGUAAAACAAGCUCGCCUGUCGUUAAGCCUGCAUCGCAUUCGCAGAGGUCGAACAAGAUCGUGGUGGCCCUGUACAAUUACACGGCGCGUGAGAGCACGGACGUCAGCUUCGUAAAGGGCGACCGGAUGGAAGUAUUGGACGACUCGGAGCCCGACUGGUGGAAAGUUUUACACUUGACAACUUUGCAAGAAGGUCUCAUCCCGUGGAACUUCGUGGCCGUCGAGCGUUCGGUCGAGAGCGAGGAUUGGUUUUUCGAGAACGUCUCGCGCAAGGAAGCCGGGAAGCUUCUGCUGGUGGACGAGAAUCCACGGGGGACGUUCUUGGUGAGACCCAGCGAGCACAAUCCACGGGGAUACAGUUUAUCUGUGAAGGACUGGGAGGAGGGAAGGGGCCAUCAUGUAAAACACUACAAAAUUAAGCCGCUCGACAAUGGAGGAUUCUUUAUCGCCACCAACCAGACAUUCCCGACUCUGCCCGCCCUCGUUAUGGCGUACAGCAAGAACGCGUUGGGUCUCUGUCACGUGCUCUCGAAGCCAUGCCCGAAACCGCAGCCGGACAUGUGGGACCUCGGGCCCGAGUUGCGCGACAAGUGGGAGAUCAACAGGAACGAGAUCCAGCUGAUACGGAAGCUGGGCCACGGCAAUUUCGGCGAGGUGUACUACGGCAAGUGGAGGAACAAAAUCGAAGUGGCUGUGAAGACGUUGCGGCCGGGCACCAUGUCGACGGAGGCGUUCCUUCAGGAGGCGGCCAUCAUGAAACAGUUCCGGCACAGACACCUGGUCGCGUUGUACGCGAUCUGCUCCAAGGAGGAGCCGAUUUACAUCGUGCAGGAGUACAUGUGCAACGGCAGCCUGCUGGACUUUCUCAGGACUGGUGACGGCAAGUACAUGCAGUUCGAGGAUCUGAUCUACAUAGCCGCGCAAGUGGCAUCCGGCAUGGAACACCUCGAGAGCAAACAGCUGAUACACAGAGACCUCGCCGCGAGGAACGUGCUGAUAGGCGAGAAGAACAAAGCGAAGAUCUGCGACUUUGGCCUUGCCAGGGCGAUCGAGGACGACGAGUACUGCCCCAAGCAGGGAAGUCGGUUCCCCGUUAGGUGGACAGCCCCCGAGGCCAUCGUCUACGGCAGAUUCAGCAUCAAGAGCGACGUUUGGUCCUACGGUGUGCUGCUGAUGGAGCUUUUCACUUAUGGCCAAGUUCCUUAUCCUGGUAUGCAGGGUCGCGAAGUGAUCGAGCAGAUCAAUAAAGGCUAUCGGAUGCCUAAGCCGUUGAAUCACCCGCUGCCGGACAGCAUUUACCGACUAAUGUUACAAUGCUGGGACGCCAGUCCGGAGAAGCGACCCACGUUCGAGUUCCUUAAUCACUAUUUCGAGUCGUUCAACGUCACUAGCGAAAUACCGUAUCUAGAACCGCCAACUGACUGAUACACAGCUCACAUGCAGAGUCACCUGGUACCGCACGGUCAUUUUCAUCCGGCGCACAUCAAUUGUGCCAUGGAGUUUUAUGGUAUUUACUGCUAGAUCUCCAGAUAGCAAUCCAUCUGGAGGCUCCGUUACCGUGUUCUUUUUUUUUUUUUUGUUUUUUUUAUAAAAGACAAUUUUUAUUGUCUGCGCGAGUAAAUGAAUUCUAAAAGAAAAAAGAAAAAAAAAAGAAGAGAAAGAAGAGAAACGAAAAGAGAGAGAAAGAAUUGACGAAAGUACACAGAAUCGUACAGGAGAACACAUUUUGUCACAAGCUGUCUCUCUCUCUUGACGGCGAAGAAGAAUUUUGUAAACGUUACCAAAUUUCUCGAAGCAAUCGUUGUUAAAAAACGCUGCCAAAAGAGAAGGGGGAAAAAUUCCGUGAUAAUCGUGGAUGAUUUAACAAGUGUUCUUUUUUUAUUAUCUAUGAAAAUUGAACGUCACCGAGGAAAAGCAUUUCACGAACAAUGAUUUUGUGUGCCAUGGAACUUUAAUACGAGAAACAAGAAAUGAAACUGGGUCUUGUGUUCGUACUGUAUAUCGCCAAGACUUUGUGACCAAUCGUGGAUAACUGCCGACUACUAACGAGUCAAAACGUUGCGACUGAAAAAUAUAAGAAUAUUAGAAUUUCUCUACCCACUACGUACCCAAUAUAUAUAUAUAUAUAUAUAUAUAAAUAAAUAUAUAUAAAUAUAUAGAAUUUAAAAUGGAAUCGUUCAACGUUCGAGCUAUUUAUUAAGCAUUUUCACAAUUUGGAGAGUAUAUUAAAAAUAUUUGACAAAAAUAAAAAAAAAAGUAUCUUAUUAUUGCAGAAGAAAAGAUAUUUAGAGGG